CACUUUUCAAGGUUCCUUCGUCGAUCACUGAUCUAUUUUUAUACUGUAUAUAUAUACAAUUAUAGUUAUGCAUAUAUAAAUACAUACACAGUCGUUAGAUAUACAUAUAUAUUUUUGCAUGAGAUGGUACUGUAGUGGAUCAUCAUUGUCCAUGGCGUUUCGAUUAGCGAUCUCGAGACAAAUCCUCCUCCGGUCAGAUUCAGCGUUCGGAGCGCGAUCCAUGUCCUCCUGGUGGACAAGCGUCCAGCCCGCAGCCAAGGAUCCGAUUCUCGGCGUCACCGAAGCUUUUCUAGCAGAUCCCAGUCCCGAUAAAGUCAAUGUCGGAGUUGGUGCUUAUCGUGACGAUAAUGGAAAGCCUGUUGUUCUCGGGUGCGUCAGAGAAGCUGAGCGGAGGAUCGCCGGAAAUUCAAACAUGGAAUAUCUUCCCAUGGGAGGAAGUGUGAAGAUGGUUGAGGAAACAUUGAAGCUGGCGUACGGGGAGAAUUCUGACUUGAUCAAAGAUAAGCGGAUUGCAGCGGUGCAAGCUCUCUCAGGGACCGGAGCAUGUCGACUUUUUGCAGACUUUCAAAAACGUUUUUGCCCUGAUUCUCAAAUCUACAUUCCGGUCCCUACUUGGUCCAAUCAUCAUAACAUCUGGAGAGAUGCUCACGUCACUCAAAAGACAUUUCAUUACUAUCAUCCAGAGUCGAAAGGAUUAGAUUUUGCUUCAAUGAUGGAUGACAUAAAGAAUGCUCCAAAUGGGUCAUUCUUUCUGCUUCAUGCUUGUGCUCAUAAUCCGACUGGAGUGGACCCCUCAGAGGAACAAUGGAGAGAGAUCUCACACCAGUUCAAGGUCAAAGGUCAUUUUGCCUUCUUUGACAUGGCAUAUCAAGGUUUUGCUAGCGGUGAUCCAGAGAGGGAUGCAAAAUCUAUCAGGAUCUUUCUUGAGGAUGGUCAUCCAAUUGGUUGUGCCCAAUCAUAUGCAAAAAAUAUGGGACUCUAUGGCCAGAGAGUAGGAUGUCUCAGUGUGGUUUGCGUUGAUGAAAAACAAGCUGUGGCUGUGAAAAGUCAGUUGCAGCAGAUUGCCAGACCUAUGUACAGUAAUCCACCUGUUCAUGGGGCACUAAUUGUUUCAACUAUCCUCAGUGAUCCAGAAUUAAAGAAAUUGUGGCUCAAGGAAGUUAAGGUCAUGGCUGAUCGCAUCAUUGGAAUGCGAAUUGCUUUACAAGAAAACCUUGAAAAGUUAGGGUCACCUCUAUCAUGGGAGCAUAUAACUAAGCAGAUUGGCAUGUUUUGCUAUAGUGGGAUGACUCCUGAACAAGUUGACCGUUUGACGAGUGAAUUCCAUAUAUACAUGACACGCAAUGGUCGUAUCAGUAUGGCUGGGGUUACUACGGGCAAUGUUGGAUACUUGGCGAAUGCUAUCCAUGAGGUCACAAAAUCUGCUUAAGGAAUCAAACUGCAACGCUUAUAUCAGCCAAAUAACUAAUUGGGAGGCCAUUACAAUAUAAUUAGGUUUUUCAAAUAUCAUGAUAUUUUUAUCCUCCACUUCCAAUUCCUUCAAAAUUUAUGCUUUUGAAACAUUUUCCCGUUUUGUUUUUCCCCAAAGAAAAUAUGAAUAAGAUAUUGUGCUGGAGUUUUUAACUUUGGAUUACAUCCUUUUCUCUACAUUAACCGUUGAAGGGUGACCUUGGUUUGAGUUUUCUUACAGUUUUGUUAGGACUCCAUGUGGAUCUGGCUGAUCCUUAUCUAGUUUUCCAACAAGAUGUAGUGUAUGUUUCAUACUGUGAGCACGUUAAAGUAAAGGCAUUCGCGACUUCUUUUUCUUCUCUUUU
This is a messenger RNA of Cornus florida, 1814 nucleotides long. RefSeq names its product aspartate aminotransferase, mitochondrial. Gene Ontology annotation, molecular function: pyridoxal phosphate binding; L-aspartate:2-oxoglutarate transaminase activity. Gene Ontology annotation, cellular component: mitochondrion. Gene Ontology annotation, biological process: amino acid metabolic process; biosynthetic process. The record is from RefSeq and is a predicted model, not a curated record. The coding region runs from base 119 to 1429 and encodes 436 amino acids. The transcript is spliced from 10 exons. Lineage: Eukaryota; Viridiplantae; Streptophyta; Magnoliopsida; Cornales; Cornaceae.